CUCCAUCUCCUCGGUCCUGUGACCUAUAGAGAACCCUUCUCCAUCUCCUCGGUCCUGUGACCUAUAGAGAAUCGUUCUCCAUCUCCUCGGUCCUCUCUCCCACAGGACGACUGCUGUAAUAGCAUCGGGGGCGCGCAGCAGCGAACACGGAGACCUGCCUACGUAACCGAAAAGAUCAAGUCAAACUGCAGUCUGACGCUCGACCCCUUCUCAGUGUAACCUAGUUUCACCGGAUCAAGGCUUCUAGUGUCCUGUAUCAAAGGAGAACUUUGAAAAGGAGAAGUUUUCUUUCUUUUUCCCCAAGGGAUUACAUUUUUUAAGAGAUUUUGCCUUCGUAGUUGAGCAACUUUUUGGAUCGCCUACAUUACCGGACUAUUAAACCGGUUUACACAAUGAGUGCCACCGAGGGUCUUUUUUUCUCCGCAAUACAGCCAAAUACCUCGGUGACCACGUACGCAGUCCCGUCCGACAGCCAGCUCGGAUCUGAUCAUUUGACCAAAACGAAACGCGUUCAACAGCAGGUCCAGCAACGCCUGGCCGAAAAGGCGUCCUCCCUCACGAGGAUAAAUGCAGCUCAUUUUCCGUCCUCAGAAUAUAAUGGCACAUCUUCAAUGAGGUACCAUGGACAAGGCACCAGAACCAGCCCCAAGACACUGAUGUACAAUGGCAGCAGGGUUAUGUACGGAGGAGGGUUCAGCUCCCGCUCGGCUGUGGAGGUGGGCUCUCAGCGCAGGAUCAGCCAGGGCAUACCCAUGCCUGCCGUCGUGGGCCGCCCGUACCAGUUCUACGACGACAUGUACAUCGGCAGUCACCACGGUGGCCAGACGCACGCCACCGAGUCCAGAGCCGUCAGCCGGGUGGAGCAGGAAGCAGCAUCAGUCGGCCUGCAAAUGCAGCCGCGGCAGUCCUCGCCCACGCACAACUGGCUAACUCAGGAUGGUGUGGCCUCGUUGGAUCAUCAGGGGUACUACGGUCACAGCACUACGCCCAACAUACCUAUAAGACGCACCCUUAGUGGCACGUUGGCGCAUGAGGGGAUUGCCAGAGGAUGGAGGGAGGCAGAGCUUGCUCAUCAGUAUUCAUUCAAGGGCCCUGCCCACCGGACCAUCACCCGCAUGAAUAACCGGCAGCUGCAGAACCAAAGAAUGAGCAACAGCUCCAUGCAGUGGCAGCAGGUGUCCACCGGGGGCAGCACCACGAUGGCCGGGGGGCACUACCAGAGUGGCAUGAGGCGAGCAGGUUCUGUGCACAGCCUGAAGAGCGUGGGCCGUGGGGCGGAUGUGUGUGAUGUGAUGGCUGACGGUGGUGAUGUUUCUGGGGGACUCCACAAUUUGGACAUGCAAACUGCUGUCGGCUAUCUCAGCUCCUCAGACGUUGCCAUGCAAACGUUGGGAGCCGCCUACAUCCAACAUCAGUGUUAUCACAGCAGUGAUGCCAAGGAACUGGUCCGAGCCCUGAAGGGCAUCCCCGCCCUGGUGCAGCUCUUCAGCAGCGAGAACCAGGAGGUGCAGCGCUACGCCACGGGCGCUACGCGGAACCUCAUCUACGAGAGCAUGGAGAACAAGAGUGCCCUCAUCGAGUCCGGCGGUAUCGUCAAACUCGUCGCUGUGCUGAAGGAGCCAGACGAUGAGCUCCGCAAGAAUAUCACAGGCAUUCUGUGGAACCUGUCAUCGAAGGACAGUCUGAAGGAGAAGCUGGCACGGGAGAGCUUGCUGGAGCUGACUGAGAGGGUGCUGCUCCCUCUGUCUGGAGGGGAAGAGUCUGCCGUUAUCCAGCAGAGUCCAUCCGAGGCCGACAUCUUCUACAACACUACAGGCUGCCUCAGAAACCUGAGCUCAGUGAAUGGGAGGACCAGGCAGCAGAUGAGAGAAACUCGUGGCCUGGUGGACUCGCUGGUGGGGUAUAUCCAGAACUCACUCCAGGAGGGAAAAACCGAAGACAAGGGUAUAGAGAAUUGUGUGUGUGUGCUGAGAAACCUGUCCUACCAGCUAUACACCGAGAUUCCCCAGUCAGUGCAGUUGCGCUUGGAGGGGCCUACACGAGCUCACGACACACACAGCAGAGAUGCUAUCAGCUGCUUUUCUCCACAAGGCAAGAAAACAAAAAAUCAGAGGAACCAGGAGCUGUCAGCUUUCUCUGAGGUGGCUCGGGUGCCCAAGGGGGCAGAGUGGCUGUGGCACCCUCAGAUAGUAGCUCUGUAUAAUCAAGUGCUGCAGAACUGCGAGACAAACGCCGCCUCCCGCGAGGCUGCAGCUGGGGCCCUGCAGAACAUCACGGCAGGGGAAGGCCGGUGGGCGUCGGUCUUGAGUCGAGUCGCCCUGGAGCAUGAGCGGAUACUUCCCGUAAUUCUGGACCAACUGAGAACCCCCACCGAUGUGGAGAUGCGCUCCCUCACUGGCUUGCUGAGGAACCUGUCUCGCCACUCCAAGAACAAGGCCGACAUGGCUACUAAAGUGGUGAACGUCCUGGUGGCCAAGCUGCCAGCAGACGGUCUGCAGAAGGAGCCGUCGGCGGACGUCGUGGUUAACAUCUGUGGCAUCCUCAACAACCUGGUCAUUACGAGCUCGGUGGCAGCCCGAGACAUCACUUACUUCGACGGCCUGCCCAAGCUGGUUGCCAUCAAGAUGUCCCAUGACAACAGUCCAGGCAAGCUGAAAGCUUCUAAGGCUGCCGCUACGGUGCUAUGCAACAUGUUUCAGUACAGCAAACUCCACAAAGACUACAAGCAGAAAGGGUUCACGAGGCGAGACUUUACCGAAGCGAUUUGACAUGAACACCCCGUUCGAAGAAACGCAGAGAGGACGGUCUUGUGCGAAACCUAACCUGAACGAAGCAGUAAUCCACUGAGCCCAACAGAGAGGCAGGCCAGGUGACUCGGACUGAACGAAGCCUGACACCAGCUUGCCGGAGCACUUCUUUUUUUCUUUUUUUCUUUUUUUUUCUUUUUUUUUUUUGAUUGCAGUGGAUUUCUGAGAAGAGUUCUAUUUUUUGACAUCAUUGGAAUGGGAUGCAACUGGAUAGAAAUUUUGGAUCAGCAUCAUCUCAUUAAAGGGAGUAACGUGCCCCGGCUCCUGUAACAGGACAGUGUGAAAUGGAUUAAUGAGCAUAAAUGCUUGACUGAUUCUGGUCAACAGCUCAAGCACACACCCAUUCACAAAUCCCAUUGGUGAAAGCAAAGUAUCUUGCCAUGGACCACAGCGAAAAUUGUGUCACGCUAAGUCUAAUGAACAUGCCCGAAUGAGGGCGUGUAUGUGUGUGGGUGUGCGUGGCAGACAUGCACUGAAACAUCAAAUUGUUGAAACCCCUAGACUCAACCCCCCUUAAAUUAAGGUGCCACCUUGUUUUUGAAAGUGGCUUUUUAGGGUUCAAUCAUUACUAAAAGUCCAAUUAUACUAAAAUAAAAAUGUUAACGGGAAUUUGGAGUAUAACUAAAUGAGGAUUUGGAAGAGAAGCCCAAGAUAUGUUUUUUAUAUGCUUAUGUCAAGGACAAUCAUUAACAAACUGUGCGAAUGGAGAGGUGUAUCCUAUGCUGGGGACUCAGCUGUGCCUGUUGACAUGUGUAACAGCUUGUGUUCUGUUUGGGAAUGAGUUGAAUUGGAUGUCAUGCUUGCGCUCUCCCUCCCUCACCUUAGUGGUGGGGUUUAUGCCGGGGCGUCCACCUAGUCACUUGAUUAACAUUUUCUUCCAAACGUGUCUGAGGUGCUUAGCAGUGCUGUGUGACUAACACGUAAUGCCCUUCACUCUUCCAGAACAGUCGCACACGACAGAGCGAUCGCAAAGAUGGUGAACUCGACAGCUAAAUGCAUUUAAAAAAAAGGGGGCUCUUAUAAGAGGUUUAUUUACUCCUAAUGCUUGAUUCAUGAGCAGUGCUUUUCAAGUAACACCCUGUAGGCUUUUAUGGUUGUUACAUAUUAAUCAAAGACAUUUGGUUUAAAACUUUUUUUUGUUAGUCACGAGAGUUCUGAUUACAGUAACAUGAAGCUACUAGAGCAUAUAGAGAUAAAAAUGAUUGAAGUACUGAAAUGAAAGUAGUAGCUGUUAGCCUAAAAGAUACUGUAGCUAGAAUUAUACAAAACAGGCUGAAACUAUGCUUAUAUUAACACAUUCACAAAACUAAAUAAUUUGGCAUCACAUUGUUUGGAGGUUGAAAACUAAAAUGUUUACAGUUGAGAGGUUUGUAAGCCUUUUGAAUUAUCUGGAUUGCUGCGUUAACUCUUAAUAUGUGAUCUGAAAUAAAAUAAAAGCAGUCUUACUUAGCAAAGAACACACGCAAGCUUUUGUAUCAUCACAUCCUCAUUAAGCAAAUGGUAGGUGUAGGUUAUUGGUGGGAAAAGUAUGUGAACCAGAGCUGGACUCAGGCAUCUUAAAAACAUCAACAGAAAACUGCUUACCUAUGUUUCACAACAAUAUUCUUCUGCAGUGUGCAUUAUGAGCAGCAAUAUGCCCUGAUCAAAUGAGAUUUCUGAGAAAUUUGUUGCAGAUUAAAAAAAACAUAGAAGGAAAUACUGCUAAGUUUGCAAAAAGGCUAUCCACCCCACCCCCAAUACCCCAAAAUGCUUCCAUUUGCUACAGACUGUCUAUUACUGGAACAAUGUUUUGUGGACAAAUGAGGCAAAGGUUUUCAUCUACUAAUCUAUGAAGUGUUGCUCAGAGAACGAGGGUGUGGAACAGUUUUGUAACCAUAUUAAAAACUUCUACACUAAAAUAUCA
Messenger RNA from Electrophorus electricus (electric eel), 4710 nucleotides. It is a transcript of the gene pkp3b, whose product is annotated as plakophilin 3b. Lineage: Eukaryota; Metazoa; Chordata; Actinopteri; Gymnotiformes; Gymnotidae. The record is from RefSeq and is a predicted model, not a curated record. Gene Ontology annotation, biological process: cell-cell adhesion. Gene Ontology annotation, molecular function: protein binding. Gene Ontology annotation, cellular component: cytoplasm; nucleus; plasma membrane.